Molecule: messenger RNA, 183 nt
Organism: Penicillium cosmopolitanum
Lineage: Eukaryota; Fungi; Ascomycota; Eurotiomycetes; Eurotiales; Aspergillaceae
Exons: 1
Coding region: 1-183 (60 amino acids)
Source: RefSeq, a predicted model, not a curated record
AUGGCAGCGAAUGGAGAUCGUCAGGGCUCUACCGAAUGGAUAUCAAGCUUCCUACAUACUCGUGUUGUGUCUUGGCCGGACUUCCCCGUUCUGGCACCAGUGUUUGGCAGUGUAGCUUGUCGUGACCAAGCCUCCGUUUCUCGUUUCUGUCGCACCCAAGGCGUGAUCCCCGCCGUGCCCUGA